UAAUUACAAAUAAAUUACUAUGAUUAGCCUUCUAAAAUGCCCUCCCAGUUUGAGUUCACCUGCGACGGAAAGUUUCUACUCUUCAUCUUCGGAUUUCCGGCGAUGGUCGUCUUCCUCGAGUGUUGAGUCUCCUAAAGCCGUCGCGUCAUCCUCCUCGCCAGGAAAAGAUAUGAUCUUUUUCAAGCUUUGGGUUGUAACUUUUGUCUCUCUUCUAUCGUUUAAGGUGUUUGAAGCUUCAGCAUUGGGGAUGGAUCUUAUUCCUUUUUGAGAAGAUGUUAUGGAAUAUACGGAAAUUGGGUUUUUGUUAGUGGAGAAGCAACGAGCUUAAAGUGUUCGACAGAAUGCCUCAAAAAUAUGUUUGUUUAUGAGAGGAAAGCUCGGAGAUGCUAAGAAUAGAAAUAAAUGGGUCUUGCUUGUUUCUCUAAAUUUGAAGGCUUUCAUUGGUUUGAGGAGAUGAACGGUUUCUUCUUUGAACGACAUAAUUAGAUAAGAUGAAUUGACAAGAAAAGAUGAAAUGUCGGAGAGAUUUUUUUUGCUCCCUUAACUCUUUUGGCCAUUGGUUUUUCGCUCUCUCUGAUUCUUUGUUAGGUUUCCAUGAUUGUUCAGAUCAGCAUUCACUCCGAAAAUGAUGCAUUCUGACAGACAAAAUAAACAUUCUUUUUUCUUAUGAUUCUAUGACAUAGAGACAGGAAGUCACAGCGUAAAGAACAUUGCAGAUUCUUCAUGCUGCUUUUGAUUUAAUGGUUUUAGGUUUACAGUUUGUUUUUUCCUUCCGCACAGAGUUCAUGAUUUUCUCUUGUGUAUGUGUACAUUGAUAGGAUCGUUGUUUCGACAAGAACAAAUAUGUUUUCUGAGUGCAUGUUCUAGGAUAUACAUAUAGGUAUCUUAGAAAAAAAGUUUUAUUAGUUUAAGAAGAUGAGCAAGGAACAAAGCUGUGUUCUUAAGGCUUGGGAGGUGACCGUAAGAAAGACCCAACAAGCAAAGAAGCGUGCAAACAGCAUUUUUGGGACGGUAUCUGUAUCUCCACAAACAGACGAUGAUACUACUACGACGACUGAGGAGAUUGACGAUGAGACCAGCACUAACAGAAGCAGCAUAGGGGAAUUGUACCAUGCAGAGAGAAUACUUCCUAAUGGGGACUAUUACACUGGGCAAUGGUAUGAUAGUUUUCCUCACGGGCACGGCAAGUAUCUUUGGACAGAUGGUUGCAUGUACAUUGGUGACUGGUACAACGGGAAGACUAUGGGAAGAGGGAAGUUCGGGUGGCCUUCUGGUGCCACUUAUGAAGGCGAAUUUAAAAGUGGAUACAUGGAUGGUGUUGGCCUUUACACAGGUCCUAGUGGAGAUACUUAUAAAGGUCAGUGGGUGAUGAACCUGAAACAUGGGCAUGGAAUCAAGCGUUUCGCGAAUGGAGAUGUGUAUGAUGGUGAAUGGAGGAGGGGUUUGCAAGAAGCCCAAGGAAAGUAUCAGUGGAGAGAUGGGAGCUAUUACAUGGGGGAAUGGAAGAACGGUAUGAUCUGUGGCAAAGGUACUUUUAUUUGGACGGAUGGGAAUAGAUACGACGGAUUUUGGGAUGACGGUUUCCCUAAAGGAAAUGGGACUUUCAAAUGGGCUGAUGGGAGUUUCUACGUUGGUCAUUGGUCUAAUGAUCCGGAAGAAAUGAACGGUACUUAUUAUCCAUCGGGAGACGAAGGGAAUCCUGAAUGGGAUCCUAAAGACGUGUUUGGUAAUCUGAGUGAGUACAAGAUCUGCAGCGGAGAGAGAGUUCCUGUGUUGCCUUCACAGAAAAAGCUAUCUGUUUGGAACUCUUCCAAACGUGUCGAGAAACCGAGGAGGAUGUCUGUUGACGGGAGGGUAAGUGUGGGUGUAGAUAGAGCGUUUGAGAAGAUGAAUAUGUGGGGAACCGAAAGCGGAGAAGGCGCUGCUGAUAUUGAUUCGACCACGAGGAGGGACUUAGAUGCUGAAAUGAUGAGACUAGAGGCCGAAGGCUUCAUUCAGAGCCUGAGACCGAGCCCUGCACCUAUGAGAUUGCCAAGGGCAGGGAGGAAGCAAGGGGAGACAAUAUCUAAAGGCCACCGGAAUUACGAGCUUAUGCUUAAUCUACAGCUUGGAAUCAGACAUGCUGUUGGAAAACAAGCUCCGGUUGUGUCUCUUGAUCUUAAGCAUUCGGCUUUUGAUCCAAAGGAGAAGGUAUGGACAAGAUUUCCACCAGAAGGAACAAAAUACACACCUCCUCAUCAAUCUAGUGAAUUCAAAUGGAAAGACUAUUGCCCAUUAGUUUUUAGGAGCUUGAGGAAGCUAUUCAAGGUAGACCCAGCUGAUUACAUGUUAUCGAUCUGCGGGAAUGAUGCACUUCGGGAGCUAUCAUCCCCUGGUAAAAGUGGAAGCUUUUUCUACUUGACAAAUGAUGAUCGUUACAUGAUAAAGACAAUGAAGAAGUCUGAAACUAAAGUGCUUCUGAGGAUGCUUGCAGCAUAUUACAACCAUGUUCGAGCAUUUGAAAACACUUUGGUCAUUAGAUUCUACGGUCUCCACUGUGUGAAGUUGACUGGACCAAUCCAAAAGAAGGUGCGGUUUGUCAUUAUGGGAAAUCUAUUUUGUUCCGAGUACUCCAUUCAUAGACGCUUUGAUUUGAAAGGAUCUUCUCUUGGCCGUACAACUGAUAAACCUGAAUCAGAAAUCAAUUCAAAUACAAUCUUGAAAGAUCUUGAUCUGAAUUUCAUUUUUAGACUACAGAAAGCUUGGUACCAAGAAUUCAUCAGGCAAGUCGACAAAGACUGCGAGUUUCUGGAACAGGAGAGAAUAAUGGAUUACAGUCUUCUGGUUGGGAUUCAUUUCAGAGAAGCAUCAGUCGCUGGAGAGCUGAUUCCUUCUGGAGCUCGCACGCCUAUUGGUGAAUUUGAAGAUGAAUCAGCCCCUCGUCUCUCUAGAGCAGACGUGGAUCAGCUUCUCUCUGAUCCUACAAGGUGGGCUAGUAUUAGACUUGGAGGCAACAUGCCGGCUCGAGCAGAGAGGACAAUGAGGAGAAGCGACUGUGAGUUCCAGCUAGUUGGCGAACCGACAGGAGAGUACUACGAGGUUGUCAUGAUCUUUGGAAUCAUAGACAUUCUUCAAGACUAUGACAUCAGCAAGAAACUAGAACACGCUUACAAGAGCAUCCAGUACGAUCCUACUUCAAUCUCAGCCGUCGAUCCGAGGCUGUACUCGAGACGUUUCCGUGAUUUCAUCUUCAAGGUCUUCACUGAGGAUAAUUGAAACAAGCCUCCUCUGUUUCUGACCUUCACAGAUUUUCUUGUGGCUCAAGAAAAAAGGGCUUAGGUAUAUAUAUAUACACAACUACUUUUUUCUUUUAAGUUCUAAAUGUUCUGAUUUUCUAAUAAACUAUGUAACAACAGUUGACAUCUGUAGCAGUGAAUGUUUUUUUUCUGUU
Messenger RNA from Arabidopsis lyrata subsp. lyrata, 3430 nucleotides. RefSeq names its product phosphatidylinositol 4-phosphate 5-kinase 4. Bases 916 to 3255 code for a protein of 779 amino acids. The record is from RefSeq and is a predicted model, not a curated record. The transcript has 9 exons. Gene Ontology annotation, biological process: phosphatidylinositol metabolic process. Lineage: Eukaryota; Viridiplantae; Streptophyta; Magnoliopsida; Brassicales; Brassicaceae. Gene Ontology annotation, molecular function: ATP binding; 1-phosphatidylinositol-4-phosphate 5-kinase activity.